UCUUUGGUAAGUUGAGUGACGUAAAAGUCGAUAUCUGCGUUUAUGCUUUUUUCUUUUUUUCUGUAUUUUACCACCACUUCGUCCAUUUUCUCGACGAGAAAGAAAACCGAGACGAACCGAGGCUCCGCGUGCAGAUAGUAAGAAGCUGACAGGAAACGCCGUGGUUAUACAACGGGUGGUAAAAAACUUGAAAUAAGCGGUAUAAAUAAAGUAAAAAUUGAAAAUCUCAACAAAAUGACAUCGCAAGUGAAUGAUUUCUAUAACGGCAAGAAUAUUUUUUUAACUGGUGGAACUGGUUUUCUUGGUAUUUGUUUUGUUGAAAAGCUUCUUAGAUCUUGUCCGGAUUUGAAAAAUAUUUAUUUGCUUAUUAGACCGAAAAAGGGAAAGCAAAUUAAUGAGAGAUUGGAAGAACUAACACAAAAUUCGGUCUUUGAUAGAUUGAGAGAAGAAAAUAAAACAGAAUUAUUUAAGAAAUUAAUUGCUAUUUCUGGUGAUAUCGGCGAAGACAAUUUAGGUUUGUCUAACGAAGAUCGGUCGCAACUUAUAGAAAAUGUACAAAUUGUUGUACAUUCUGCUGCUACUCUGGAUUUUGAAGUUAGUUUAAAAAAUGCUGUUCUUAUUAACUUGUUAGGUACUCGAAGAGUUAUUCAGCUUUGUCAAGAAAUCAAGAAUCUUAAGGCUUUGGUACAUGUUUCCAGUGCUUAUGUUAAUUCAGUAUUAUAUGAUGUUCAAGAAAAAAUUUAUCCACCUCCAGAGGAUGUAAAUAAAGUAUUAAAAUUAGUAAAAGAACUGGAUGAUAAAGCAUUGGAAGAUGAAACUCCAAAACUAUUAGGGGAACAUCCAAAUUCAUAUACAUUUACCAAACAUUUAGCCGAGCACGAAGUAGCUAAUGCUCAUUUACCGUCUGCGAUAGUACGACCUUCAAUGAUUGUAGGAGCAUGGAAGGAACCAGUACCUGGAUGGACUAUAUCUAAAAAUGGGCCAACAGGCUUUCUUAUGGGUGCUAGUAAAGGAAUUGUGCGGAGAUUACCUAUUGCUAAAUCUUUGAUAUAUGAUUAUAUUCCAGUAGAUAUUGUUGUGAAUACUCUUAUUACUGCUGCUUAUGCUGUUAAUCGUGAUGGUGGAAAUAAUGUGAAAGUAUAUCAUUGUACAUCAAGUACGUGUAAUCCCUUUAAAUGGGAAUGCGUAGAAUCAAAAAUUACUCCAUUUCUACACAGAUAUCCAUUGAAGAGUGCCGUUUGGUAUCCGCAUCUCAAAAUUAUAAACUCGUUAUUUUUAUUUAGAAUUUCUGCCUUUUUUGUACACAUAAUUCCUGCAUUUAUUUUGGAUACAAUUACAAGAUUACUCGGAGGACGACCGAUAUUAAUACGUUUGCACAAUAACAUUAAUAAAUCACUAGACCGUCUUGAAAAGUUCAUUUUUACGGAAUGGAAGUUUAAUAAUCCAGUUUUUAUGGAUUUAAAAAAAUCUUUAUCUGAGGAAGAUAAAGAUAAAUUCUUUAUGAACAUUGAAUCAUUGGUUUGGGAGGAUUACUUUUUGAAUCUAGUUUUAGGUGUAAGAAUAUAUUUAAGUAAAGAUCCUAAGAAGACGCUCAAGAAAGCACGUUCAAAAAAUUUGAUAUUGAUGGUGGCUCAUCUAAGUCUACAAGCUCUAUUAUUAGGAUUUUUUUGGUGGGUUGUCAAAGUUCUGUUCAACUCAUCUUGGACAAAAACAAGCAUGGCUGUUCCAAUCAUAUAUUUUUUCUUCGAUCAACUUUAAGUAUAAUAGAAAGGUUAUUCUGUUAUUUGUUUAUAUAAUAUUUAAUCUGGGUAUGGUAUUUUACAUGAUGCAUGUUAUUCAUUUCUUAGCUUUUUAAAAUUACUUUGAUUAAAAUAAAGUUGCACAUUAGGAUACUUUUAUUUAUAUAUAAAGCUAUUCGUACAUGAUUAUAUUUAUGUUGAAACUUUUUGCUAUCAAAUGUAUGUACACGGGAUUACAUCAUAAUAAGGGCUCACUCGUAAGAUUAAAGAUAAAGACACGUAAUAACAUUUUGAUUUUUGAAAAAGAAAUUGUUUUCUUUUAUAAAAAUCAUGUCAAAAUAAAACAAAUAAUCUUUGAAUAAAAAUAAAAAUAGCUGUAAUGUGAGUGUAAAAAAAAAUGUUUUUUAUCAAUUUUUGUUUUUUAUCUUUUGGAUGAGUCCUUGAUCAUCGAAAUCCAACAAGAAUUGUGACCAAAAGAAUUUGUAGUUAUUUUAGUUCAAAAUAUCAUUAUAGUGGUUUCGCAUUUGUGUUAGACGAUUAAAUACUUGCACGCUAUAGAUUUUAUAUGCUUUGUAUUUUUAUAAUUCAAAGAAAUAUCUAUAUCUAUACUAUACCUAUACUAAUGCUAUAGUAAGGUACUACAAGAGCACCAUGAAAUACUCUUAAACCUAAUUCUAGAUCGAUUUUAAUAAUCAAGGAUUUGUGUAAAAGAUGAGAGAUGAAGACACAAGGUUCUUUAAAGAAAAUAAAUAUAUAUAUAUCUUUUUUUAACAAA
Molecule: messenger RNA, 2514 nt
Organism: Vespula pensylvanica (western yellowjacket)
Lineage: Eukaryota; Metazoa; Arthropoda; Insecta; Hymenoptera; Vespidae
Product: putative fatty acyl-CoA reductase CG8306
Exons: 8
Coding region: 235-1758 (507 amino acids)
Biological process (GO): long-chain fatty-acyl-CoA metabolic process
Cellular component (GO): peroxisome
Molecular function (GO): alcohol-forming very long-chain fatty acyl-CoA reductase (NADP+) activity
Source: RefSeq, a predicted model, not a curated record